CCGCAUGAAUCCACGCCGCCGCCACAUCAGUCGCGCUGCUUGCCGAAAUUCAUUGCUCGGUGCGGUGUUGACAGGCUUGCGGACGGCGAGCCGCCCGCCCCUUGGAGUUACCCAGUCAUGAAUGAGCCGGUUAAGAAGAGCUACCUGCCCGUCGUGCAUAAGUGCCCGUGCCUGAAGAGCCAUCCCGUGGUCAUGCCACGUUCGUUCCCGGAAGAAGUGCACCAGCUGCGCUGCCAGGAGAGUUCCGAGGCGGGCACGGUCUCCAAUCUGAAGCUGCACGUGGGCAAGCUGUUCCGGUCUUCGUCGGCGACGACAGCCAACGGGGCUGCGCCGCCCAGCCCGUCGCCACCCUCCAGCCAGACGUCUAUACCGCCCUGGAACCCGGCCAGGCGCAUCGUCACCUUCGUCUGUCUCGUCUCGCUCAUCUGCACCGCCAUCAUCGUGGCCGUCGUGGUCGCGGCCGUCCUGCUGUCACGCCACAUCGCGCACCCAUCGCGACAGCAGCAGCGCUACCGGCGCCUCAUGUCCGACGUCGCCGUAGACGUCGUACCCAAGCCCCAGAACCUCGUCGAUCGCACCAACACCAUCGUCGUGCACCGCAAGAACCCGACCGCGUGGCAGUCCCAGUCACGGCAACUGCGGUCACUGCUGGACAGCUACGCCACCGAAGGUGGCGCCGGCGCCCGCUGUGAGCCCGGGGACCGCUGUCCCUUUCCCGUGGGCCUGGUCAGCGACAACUGCAGCGCGACGGACUUCUUCGGCUACAGAGAAGGCGCCCCUUGCGUCGCUCUGGUGUUCCGGCGCGCGCCGGACUGGACGCCGCAGCCCCUGGCGCCCUCGGACCUCGCGUCGCCCGCGGUGCCGGACGAAGUGCGCGAAGGCUACGACCCGGGCCUGCUGUACGUCACCUGCAAGAGCGAGCACAUCAGCAGGGACAUCGACAUCCGCUACUCACCUUACCACGGGUUCCCGCUUCGCUUCUUCCCGGCUACCCGGCACCCGCCGCUGUUGAUGCUGCACUUUCCCAACCCACCGCUUCGCACCGAGAUAUGGGUCACCUGUCGAUUCUGGGCCAAGAAUCUCGACCAGUCGAGCAACGGGAAGGUGACGUUCAAGCUUCUCGUCAUGUGAGUCCGCACGACCACUAGUGCGAAUUCCGUGGUAAUUGAAUGAGACCACCUCUCCUCUCCACGUGGAGGAUGAAGUCGACGAGAGACCACUUUCUGGCAGUUACUCCAAAGACCAUCUAGCUCUCCUUUUAUGUCGGCAGGGACCAGUUUUAGACUUUAUGGAGCGGUGGGCGAGCGAGCUGUGAUCCUGCCGCAAGGACAUGCGCGUUAGGACGAGGAUUUGCUGCUGUUGCUGAUAAUAGUGACUCGUUGUCCCUGACACACCAGUGCAAAAAGCGAGAAUUGAUGUUUGCGCGGUUGCGUGGUCUGUGUGGACAGUUACACUGAAGUGCCGAUGCCCGUGCAUAACAUUCAUCAUCGCUGGAUUACAUCAGCGAACACUCAAUGGCGUUUUGUGCAUGUCAUCCUCAAGCACUGCUUGCUGUUGCCGAGACCGAAGACGUUCUCGCCAACGAACAAUACAUAACGUGCGCAUGAAUGUGUCUCAGUGUGUACGAAGUGCAAAAACAUGACGCGUGUGGUCGUACUUGUGAACGCUCUAAAUUGCGCAUGUCUGCGAAGCAGAUGUUGCUCAUUACCGUGUCUGUGUCUUUGCAUGACAACGCCAUUUCUUGCUUUCUUUUAUUUAUUUAUUUUUCUUUGUCUUGCGAAGGCCACUCUUUAUACGGAAGAAAUACAUACAGAAACAGUGCUCUCUGAUACAGUUUUCAAAAAUAACAGCAGCAAUUCACGACAACUCAAUUUGACAAAAACUGCCAAUGCGUAUGAUUUUUCUGGCUCAUUACGGCAGGUUUAGCGCAGCUUUACGACGAGGUAUUCGCAAGUAAAGCCUGGAAGCACAGGGCCCCCUGCGCACAUGUUGGUUAUGUUAAUUUUUUUAUUAAUUUAUUACGAACAUUAUGUUGUUGAUUGUAAAUUGUGAUCGUGUACAUUCUUCAUGGCACGAUGCAAGUGUAAAUAUGCCAUCUUAGUUUGCCUUCGUCUUCAGACGUAACUUGAGACAACGAGAUCAUAGUCUGAACCGCACAAUGCUGUUGGAACCAGCAGUGGAUGCGGAGAACAUCCACAUAACAACACGGCAAGUUGAAGCAUGUCUGUGUUCGGUACAACUUCAACGCGGCGUGAAUUCAGCUUGUGAGAACAAUAAAAUCCGUAGCUGCUUGUGCGGCAAAGCCGUGGACAAUAUUUUUAUAUAAAAAUGGGACCUAGUGAGCGCACAGAAAAAAAAAAACUCUUGCAUAUUAUAUUUUCCCUUCACAAAAAAAAAAAAAGCCUUCACACUUAUAUGCAUUCAUCACCACCAUUUGUUGCAUAGGUCACAGUAAGUGAUUCUGACUACCCGUUGCCCUAUGAGUGAAAAAGCGCACAUGUCGUCACACACUUCACUUGUAGACAUCUUUGUUACUAACUUGAUUAAACUUUUAAUGUGAUGUUGAUGAAAACCGGUGCAUUUGCGUUAAGGUGAAACAACCACGGUUAUUCAAACUUUAUUCGGAGUCCGCACAAUAGCGUGUCUCACAAUAAAAUUGUAGUCCUGGCUUUUAAAACACCCGGCCAUAAUUAAGAUGCUCACGAUUAUUGUGAUUUCUGUGAUUAUCAUCACAAGUUGAUAAUCAUCAUGAACAUCCUAAUUCCGGUUAUGUGAAUAUCCUAAUGUUGGUUAUGUGAUUUAUGGUGGCAAGAUCGUUCUUCAGAAUGCUGCGUUGCAUUUAGGUCACUAGGAAAGAGCAGCGCUUUCAACCGAGCGAAGAAAACGCGGCACAUUUUUUGCAGUGCAACACCAAAUGCAUGAGAUCGAAUUGAAUGAGAAGCGUACAUUCACUCUAAUUCCUCGGUGUGUGGGCGCCGAGAUCGCUUGUUUAAAAUGUUAGGCCCAGGAUCACCGCAUUGUGUCUUUGAAGAAGAUCUCUGUUGUGAUUUCAAUUGAGAGGCAGUGCUGCCAUCAACAUUGUCAGAUCGAAUUGAUUGGUUGAUAUGUGGGGUUUAACGUCCCAAAAUUGUCAGAUUGAAGGGGAUUACAUAACGAUUGAAAUGUUGUGAAACCUGGGAGUGAGUCUGUCAAUCCAGCUUUGUCACACUAUCUAGUUUUGACACCGUGGCCACAUGAGAAAAAGGAGAUCAUUACAUUUGUCCGCAGAACAGAAAAGAAAAACUUGAAUGCCAAACUUUUUUUUCCUUCUGUAAUUGUGUCAUGUAAGAAAAAACACUGUUUUACCUGUGGCUGCUUCUAAGCAUGCAUUUGUUACACUGAGCGGGAGACACAGCUGAGAUUGCUAUGCGAAGGGUGAAUUGCAAAUAAGCUCGUGUUCUUUUACUCCGGCGUGCGUUAACAACCGUUAACAGAUCAAACAAAAGCAUUUGAGUACCCUCCAACAUUUGUCAGCACGCCUCUCACAUACAGGGCAACUAUGAGACGUUGACGUUGAAGACCUCCCCAUUAAGGGCAUUGUGUUCUUACAACAUAGCUCCUGUACAAUGCCAACUGUUCCAGUUAGGCGUAACCACAUAAAUUAUCCCUGAUGAAAGCAAAUCAAUGUCUUCAUAUGGUAGGAUAGGGUCACGUGUUUUCUACUCGCUCCUACCACAGCUACAAGGCUACUUGUAAUUUACGAUCUUUAUCUGAGGUAAUUGGAUUUGGAUUACGUUUGGGAGGACUCAUAUAUAGUAUUCUUCCGCUGCGUCGGUUUUCUAUACGCCACGGAUGUCACGAACAUCAUUUUUACGAACAAUGUAUACCAUGUUUUCUUGACUGCAUUAUUCUAAUGCGGAGUUAAUUACGGCGCGAAAUUCGUCAGUGCAUCUUAUCUCUUUUACUUCGGUGCACUGUGCUGGAGGACUACGCGUUGUUUCUCUGGAAAUGAUUGUUGUGAAUCUAGUCCUGGUUGACGAGGAGAAACGCACCUGUGUAAUGUUGGUGAAAGCGGCAUUAGCGCAUGAGCAGCGCUGUUGUACAAAGAAAAAAAAGAAAUCACCACACGUACGUGUUACGUGUCUUCUGCCAAGUGCUGUACUCGUUAAAUCAUUUAUUGUUUUUAAGAGCAAUAAAAUAAACUUUACUACAAGAA
Molecule: messenger RNA, 4195 nt
Organism: Rhipicephalus microplus (southern cattle tick)
Lineage: Eukaryota; Metazoa; Arthropoda; Arachnida; Ixodida; Ixodidae
Product: sodium/potassium-transporting ATPase subunit beta-1
Biological process (GO): intracellular potassium ion homeostasis; sodium ion export across plasma membrane; intracellular sodium ion homeostasis
Cellular component (GO): sodium:potassium-exchanging ATPase complex
Molecular function (GO): ATPase activator activity
Source: RefSeq, a predicted model, not a curated record